GAGAGCUGAGCACAGAGGGACAGAGGGACAGAGGCCCCCAGAAAUGCUGUUCCCUGGAUGCAGGUUCCGGGCCCUGUCCUCCCUCUGCUUCUGCGUCCUGGUCCUGGCCUGCGUCGUAGCAUGUCAGCAAGAAGGGCCUGGGGGAACCUCGAGCCCCCCGCCAGAGUCGGCCAGUAGUUCCUGGAGCCUGGUUCCGGGCAAGGUGAAGGAGUGGAUGGAGUCGCUGGUGACCAGGACAAGAGAGAGUUGGCAGUGGUUCUGGGGCCCCAGGGCCUUCCAGGGCUUUGUGAAGACCUACUAUGAUGACCACCUGAGGGACCUGGGUUCCCACACCCAGGCCUGGCUCCAAAGCUCCAAGGACAGCCUCCUGAACAAGGCCUACAACCUGUGUCCCCAGCUGCUCUGCGGGGACAGCUACUGACAUUAAAGUGUUCACAGCCUCCGCGAUAAAGGAGUUCUCCUCUGUG
Balaenoptera musculus (blue whale) is the source of this 467-nucleotide messenger RNA. RefSeq names its product apolipoprotein C4 (gene APOC4). Gene Ontology annotation, biological process: triglyceride homeostasis; positive regulation of triglyceride storage. Gene Ontology annotation, cellular component: very-low-density lipoprotein particle; high-density lipoprotein particle. Bases 44 to 421 code for a protein of 125 amino acids. The record is from RefSeq and is a predicted model, not a curated record. The transcript has 3 exons. NCBI's taxonomy places the organism in Eukaryota, Metazoa, Chordata, Mammalia, Artiodactyla, Balaenopteridae.